UGUAUACCGGGAUACCACUGCAUCAAUAGUUAAAUAACUUUUUUCAAACAUUACCUCAAUUAAAUUUCAACACAUUUUCACGAUUGCUUAGCUCAGCGAUACUUCAAAACUGACAGUAAAGAUGGCUUCUCGAGAGGUAGUGUGGAGCGAACUGGUUUUUAUUUAUUUCUAUCGGUGUUUUUAUUUGUAUUUAUGGAACAAACUUGCACGUUGAAGAAUUUGGUCAACAUUCUGGUGUUUCCACAUUGCCGCGCAGUGACAUUCGGGUUUUACAAUCCAAUUCACAUCUCACCAGCAGUCUCGAACUUGUUGAAACAUACGGAGUAAAACAAACUUGUAUUGGAAGUGCCUACCAUCCUAAACCCAGCGGUGUUUUCCAGUCGCGAUGGCACUGUUACAUAAAAAGGCCUCAGAAAUUCCCGAAGACGCUGUUCGUUUGAGCGAGGAGGAUGCCAUUCAGUAUUUCUUGAAUUUGGUGAAAAACUGGGAAAACAAAUCCGAAGUCUGGCCAAUCGUAUACACACCCGGGAUACUUGGUGGCAGUACGGUGUUUUCCAGCUUUUAUAUUAACAAUUACUACCGGCGAGUGUUGAAGCUGGGCAAUUAUGGAAGGUUUUCCAGCUAUCUGCCAGCGGUUGCACUACCGGCCAUCAUGGCCACCGUUUUUCACUCUACGUUCGUGUUACCGGAUGUGUUGCUGCGCAAGGAACCGUGUCCUGUAUGUCUACAAACACGCGCUGCUGCAUUUCAAAGUGUUUUUGCUGUAGCUUAUCCGAUGAUGCUUGUUCCGCUCUCGUCGUUUAUGUUUGCCACUCGACAUUUCACCUAUCGACUACCAUCAAUCGUCGAGAAGCCAAAGGAAGUGUUGAAGCUGUAUAGAAAAUUGUCUGGACCUAUUAUGAUGCCGAUUACGAUUAUGCUAGCAUUUAACGUUGCUCUGACCAUUUUCUUAACCGGCAAAGAGUUCGAAACGGUGUAUAAUAUUAAUUUUAAGUUGCUUGAGAUAGAACGUCAAAUCGAGAACGAGGCCGUGUUUGUUGAUCAGCCUUAAAUAUAGUGUGAGAACUUAUAUGCUGUUAUUAAUUUUGUACAGUAGAACAAAAGCUUAACGAAAGGUGACGAGCUGACUGAUAGAACAUGUAGAUAAAGCCAUAGCGUAAAUAAAAAAUAGAUAGUUCUAUCGUA
Molecule: messenger RNA, 1185 nt
Organism: Anopheles funestus (African malaria mosquito)
Lineage: Eukaryota; Metazoa; Arthropoda; Insecta; Diptera; Culicidae
Exons: 2
Coding region: 386-1051 (221 amino acids)
Biological process (GO): mitochondrial respiratory chain complex I assembly
Cellular component (GO): mitochondrion
Source: RefSeq, a predicted model, not a curated record